Molecule: messenger RNA, 6234 nt
Organism: Paramecium tetraurelia
Lineage: Eukaryota; Ciliophora; Oligohymenophorea; Peniculida; Parameciidae
Exons: 2
Molecular function (GO): protein binding
Source: RefSeq, a predicted model, not a curated record
AUGGAGAGAUGUAAUUAGAUAAGACAAACUGUAUAGAAAAUAGAUUACGACAUAAAAUUGAAUGAAGAAAAAGAAGAAAAUAAGAUCGAAAAAAUAAAUGUCAAUGCUUCCCAAGUAGAAGUUUUGGAUUUCAAAUCUGAUGAAAAAUUUUCUUUUGCAAUAUGGAUCUUUACUUUAACUGUGAAAUUACAAUAAAAACUUUUAAAAGAAGAAAAGUAGAUAUUAACUAAAAUCCUUGAAGAAAUAUAAUAAUAUUCUUGCAGACUUUGUCAAUUUCAAAAAUAUAAAGCAGAAACUUAAGCAAAAUUACAAAAUAACUUUAAUGUUUAUCUGUUAUAGUUUAUUACUAACUAUGAAAAUUUAUAAUGGAUUGGACAGGAUUUAUAAAAAGAAAACGAAAAUUCUAGGAAAUAUUUUGAUAGAUUAAAGAUCUCUUUGGAUAAAGUAAAAAAUGAAAAUGAGAAAAUAUGCGAUGAAAAUAAUAGUAAUUACUAAAUCAGCAUUUAUGACUUUUUGAAUGAAUUAAAAGGUUUUUCCCAAGAAUAAUCCUUUGAGAAAGGAUUGAUAAAUGAAAAGAUAACUUUUGAAUAAGAGUUAUUUAUUCAAAAAUUUGCUAAAAUAUAUUAGUUGGAUAAUUAAGAUAAAGAAAUGGAUGAUGAAUUAAAUCAACAGUAAGGCUUUUUUGAAACUAUGGGACAAAAGUAUCAAGAUUUUAAAAACAAUGAUGAAUGGAAAAUUAAAUAGGGAUUAAUAUUUACUAUUAUUUAAAUUUCAUCAAAUUGCUUUUCAGAUACAAUAAUUGAAUUUUGCCAAUAGGCAUUGAUUUAAAUUUGGACUUUAGAAAAGGAUUAAAGAGUUAGAAAUUUAUUAAAAAACCAAGAUUUGAUUGCUAAAUAAGUUUAGAUUCUGCAAAAAGAUUGGAGGACAUAGCAGGAUAGAAUUUCAAGUUAAAUGCAAUAGAUGCUAAGGAAAAUAGAUGAUUUGUAAGAAUAAAUUUUUCAUGAAGCCAAUCUUACAAAAAGGGAUCAACAACUUAUAGAAUUAGAUGAAACAACUCAACAAUUAGAUGAAUAUAUUGAAAACAUAAGUGAGAUGGGAUAAUAACUAAAACUUAUCACAGAUUUUGUAAAUCACAUUAGAAAAGGAUUAAAUAGAGUAGAAGCAAAGAUAAAUUAAAUGAAAGAUUAAUUAAAAAGUAUGAGUGAUGAUAUUAAAUCUUUAAGAGGGAAAUCUGUUUAAUAAUUACUUGAAAUUAGGAAAUGGAAGGUACUUAAAGAGGCAGCUUAAAAAAACGUAAAAACAAUAUAUGUACCAUUAAAAAGUUAAGACAAAACGAAAAGAAAUACAAAUAAUUUGAUGAAUUUAGAAUAAUUUGAUGAUUUAUCAGGAGAAGUGAAUAAAUUUUUAUUAAAAGAAAAUGAAACUGUAUUGCUAAUACAUGGGGUAGCUGGAUCUGGCAAAAGUACUGUUGCUAAAAAAAUAGAAGAAUUUGUUUGGAAAUUAAAUGAAAGUAAUAUUAAGGUUAAUGAAUAUGUACUUGUACCAAUAUAUAUUUCUUUACCUUCUGUAAAAAAUCCUGCUUUUUAAAUCAUAGAGGAAGCACUUCGUCAGGAUGAGUACGGUUUUGAUGAUUUAUAAUUAAAAGAAUGUAAGGAGUUGCUAGAAAUAAGAAAGUUUCGAUUGCUAAUUUUGAUGGAUAGUUACGAUGAAAUGAAAUUAGAGAAUAUCAAAAAAAAUAUAUAUAUUAUCAAUAAGCUUUAUUCAAAUUGGUCAAACCCUUUAGUUAUAUUUACAACAAGAAGUGAGAUUCUAACAAGCAGCAAUUAUUCUGAUUGGUUUGCACCUGAAGAUAAAGCAAAACUAAAAGAAAUCUAAAUCUUAAAAUUCGACCAAAUUUAAAAAAAGGAAUACAUAAAGUAGUUUACAUAUUUAAGUAUUAAAGUGUUGAUUUUUGAAAUCUAUGAAUGGUAAACAAAAAUGUUAAACUAAAUUUCAAUGGAUCUCUAGAAGUUUGAAUUAUUUUGGCAUAAGUUCCAAACUGAAUUUUUAAAGUAAUCUCCUUUAAAAACUUCAGCUGAAAUUUUACUUUAAAAGAAGUAGAUAGAGGAAAUUAUACUAUUUUUGAAAAACGAUUAACUCAUCUCUUUAUAAAGCAAUGAAGCACUCAGAAGGCUUGAUAUUAAUUUAUAGAAGCUUUGGAGUGUUGAAAAGUAUGAAGCUAUGAUCAAGAUGAUUAAUCUCGAUAAAUUGAUUGAUACCCCUUAUAUGAUGGAAAUUAUUGUUUAAGUACUACCUUAAAUGUUGGCUAAAGUAACAGAGAUUCUCAAAUUAAAAUAAAAUUUUAUUAAGAAUUUAUCCAAAAAGAUAUAAGAGUUAUUAAUGAGUCUAUAUCUGAUAAAAUUAUAUUAAAACUAGAACUUAAAAUCUUCAAAUUUGUUAAAAAAUGCUUAAGAUGAAUAAACUCCAGAUACUCUCAAAUUUGAAAAUCAUCAACAAGAUUAAUAUAAUAAAUAAGAUAUUGAAGUUUUAACAAGUAUUGAUUAUAUUUAACUAUCUAUUGAAAUUUGGAAUAUUUUAGAACAAAAUUAGUUUUUUAGCUAAUUUUAAUUAUCAGAGAUAAAUGAGUUAAAUUAAAAGCUCAAUUACAUAUUCGACUUUAAUAACAUAAAGAAUAUUCUUUUUUAGUUUGAAGUUAUAAAAAAAGUUCCAAUUUCAAAUGAAAGAAUAGCCAAACUUAUUUGCGAUUCUUUAAGAGAAUAAAAUCUUACUAGUUAUGAUUUUUAUGAGGAAUUUAUUAGUUAAUAUCAUUUCAGAUAGAUUGAAAAAUAAAGGAAUUUAGGAAAAUCUAUUAAUACUGAUCGUUUUCUUUAUGAUUUACAAAAAUACUCAAUAAAGCUGGCUAAAUAGAUGAGUAUUAAAGAAGUAACUUAGGUUUAAUAUAAAUAAUAAGGGUUUUUAUAUAAAGAUGAAACCGAUGAAAAUAAAUGGUUAAACGAAUUUUUCAAUGAUGACGGACAAGAUGGACAUCUCAAAAAAGAUAUAAGAAGCUGUUCGUUUGUUAAGUAAAAGGGUGGCAACUUUUAAUUUGUUCAUAAAUCAAUUUCAGAAUUCAUGAUUGCUUCUGAUAUAUUUGAGGUUUUAAUAGCAACAAAAGAUAUCGAAAAAUCUUGCUUAGAAAGGUGUAUCAAAAUUUUGGAAACUGAAUAAGUUAAAGAUUGUGUAUUAUUUCUUGAAAAGCAUGUUAGUUAGAAGCAUUAUGAAAUGUGUAUUUAAAAUAAUAAUUUAUCUUUAUAUGAGAAGUAAAAAUAAUUAGAUGUUAUAGAAAGUAAUUUUAAAAAGAUAACUACUAUUCUUAGAAUUAUAAAGUAACAUGACUUGAGUAGUGUUAAUUAUUCAACGUAAAGUCACAGAGAAACUAGAAAGUUUCUUAUCCAAAAGAUUUAAAAAGAAGAAACGAUUAUUCAAUUUUUACAAUUUAUAGUGCAUCUCACUGCAUUAGAUGAUGGUUUUAUUUAAAGCGGAUCUAAUUGUAUUAAUUUUUUAGUUGAGAUGAAAAUCGAUCUUACCAGAUAAAGUUUUAGAAAUAUCAAAAUCAAAAACACAACAUUAUAUGCAAGUAAUUUUGCAUUUAGUGAUUUAAGUGGUUCUGAAUUUGAGAAUGUAAAUAUCGAUGGGAUAAAUUUGAACGGAACAUUGCUUUAUAAUUGCAAAUGGAAUAAUCUUUAGAUAUAUGAGCUACAUAAAAUAAUUGGGCAUAAGGGAAGUGUUUAUUCAAUAUGCUUCACUUCUGACGGGAAAUUUUUAGCUUCAGCAAGUGAAGAUAAAUCUAUCAUUUUAUGGGAUGUCAAGCUAGGUUAAGAUAUGAAAAAGUUAAAAGGUCACACUGAAAAAGUAUCAACUCUAUGUAUUGCACCUGACGACUCUAUUUUAGCUUCAGGAAGUUUCGAUAGAUCUAUACGUCUUUGGAAUAUUGAGACAGGAUAAUAAAGAUUCUUGCUAGAAGGGCAUAAUGAUUUUGUGCAAUCUUUAUGUUUUUCUCCCGAUGGAGCGACUUUAGCCUCUGGCAGCUAUGAUUGCUCUCUUCGAUUGUGGGAUGUAAAAUCAGGAUUAGAGAAAUUAAAGUUAGAUGGACAUAAAUUAGGUGUCUAUUCAGUUUGCUUCUCUCCUGAUGGUAAUACGCUAGCUUCAGGUAGCGGAGAUAAAGUAAUUCGCUUAUGGAGUCUGAAGACAGGAUUAGAAAAGAAAAAGUUAGAAGGGCAUAGUGGAUGUAUUUAAUCAGUAAAAUUCUCUCCUGAUGGGGCAACUUUAGCUUCUGGAAGUGAGGAUAAAUCUAUUCGCAUUUGGGACAUCAGGUUGGGACAAGUAAAAUAAAUAUUUGAAGGUCAUCAAAAUUGGAUUCGUUCAAUAUGCUUCUCUCCAGACGGCAAUAUACUUGCGUCAGGUAGUUAAGAUAAAUCGAUCCGUAUAUGGGAUCUUAGGUCAGGUUAAGAAAGGAAAAGGUUAGAAGGUCAUCGAAGUUGGAUUAGUACAGUAUGCUUCUCUCCAGAUGGCACUACUUUAGCCUCUGGGGGCGGAGAUUAGUUGAUUUGUUUAUGGGAUGUGAGGUCUGAUAAAAAUAAUCAAAAAUAAUAGGGUAAAAUUAAUUGGGUUUUUUCAGUUUGUUUCUCUCCUGAUGGUACAAUAUUAGCUUCUGGUAACGGCGAUAAUUCAAUUCGACUGUGGGAUGCAAAAUCAGGGCAAGAGAAAAAUAACUUAGAAGGACAUCGAAGUUGGGUCUAUUCAAUAUGUUUUUCUCCUGAUGGCACUCUUCUAGCCUCCGGUAGCGAUGAUAAAUCUAUUCGUCUAUGGGAUGUAGAAUCAGGGCAGUAAAAGAAUUUAUUAGAACUGCAUACAUAAGAAAUCUAUUCUAUAUGUUUUUCUCCUGACGGUAAUACUUUAGCAUCAGGAGGUGAAGAUAAAUCUAUCCUUUUAUGGGAUCUAAAGUUGUGGAAACAAAAAAUAAAAUUAGAAGGAAUUAAUGGGUCAGUCUUAUCAGUUUGUUUUUCUCCUGAUGGGUUGAUUUUGGCUUCAGGUUGUGGAGAUAAUUCCAUUCUUUUGUGGGAUAUGGACUCAGGAUAGCAGAAAUUAAAAUUAGAAGGACAUAAUGAAAGAGUCUAUUCAGUUUGUUUCUCCUCCUUUGGAGACAUUUUGGCAUCCAGUAGUCACGAUUAAUCAAUUCGUUUAUGGAGAGUGGCUUCAGGGGAAGAAAUAAAAAAAAUUGAAGGAAACAGUCGUUCAGUAUGUUUCUCUCCUGAUGGCACUUUAUUGGCAUUUGCCAGUUGGAGUUACUCAAUCUCUAUAUGGGAUUUAAAUUUAAUGCAAGAAUUGUAUAUAUUGGAAGGCCAUAAUGAUUCUGUUUCCCAAAUAAACUUUUCUCCUGAUAGUAAUCUAUUAGUUUCAAGUAGUUAUGACAAAUCAAUUCGUUUAUGGGAUGUAAGUUAGAAAUAAGACAAAAAAUUAUAAUUAAGAGCAAUAUCAGCAUGUUUAUCUCCUGAUGGUACUACUUUGGCUACAGGUUGUUUAGACAAAUUGAUAAGAUUAUGGGACUUAAAGUCAGGAGAUCAAAAAAUGAAAUUAAUUGGACAUAACUAAAGAGUGGAAUCAGUCACUUUCUCUCCUGAUGGAGCAAUAUUAGCAUCAGGCAGCUUUGAUGCAUCUAUUUAUUUAUGGGAUACAAAGUCAGGAAAUUUGAAGAUCAGAAUUAAUGGGCAUAGCAAAUCAGUUUUAUCCUUAUAAUUCUCCCCAAAAGGGACUAUAUUAGCUUCAGGUAGUCUUGAUGGAUCAUUAAGAUUGUGGGAUGUAAAUUCUGGAAGUGAAAAAUUAAAGUUAAGAGGAUUAACUAAUUAGGUGUAAAUCUUAUGCUUUUCUUCUGAUGGCACUGUUGUUGCAUAAGGAGCCUUAGAUAAAUCAAUAAAUAUGUGGGAUAUAAAUUUAGAGUAGCAACUAUCACCUUCUGAUAGCGGUUAUUAAGAGAUUUUUUACCAAUUAUAACCUAAUAUUGAGGAAAAUCUACUUUAGAAAAAGAAAUUUUAUGAUUGCUUAACUGUCCUUCGAAUUUCCUAGUAUGAACAUUGUGAAGCCAAGGGAACUUAAAUCUUACAAGGUUAGUUCAUCAAUCAUUUCAAAAUGGAUUUAAGGAGACUUUUCUAGCAAAAAGGAAGCAUAAUUUUGGAAGAAUAAAGAAUUAACAUAUGA